Molecule: messenger RNA, 1161 nt
Organism: Colias croceus (clouded yellow)
Lineage: Eukaryota; Metazoa; Arthropoda; Insecta; Lepidoptera; Pieridae
Exons: 1
Coding region: 95-1156 (353 amino acids)
Source: RefSeq, a predicted model, not a curated record
GUCUAAACGUGGAUGUGAGCAUACUUCGAAUAUUCAUUGUGAGCGUUAUAAUCGACAUUCACAUUUGUCGCAACGUUUAAAAGGCGAUCGAGUAAUGCCUAGAGUGAAGCUCGUGAAAAAGGUGGUUUUAUCAAGAAAUAUUGGAGGAGCAACGUCUGAACAGAAGAAAAGCUGUUCCACAGGUAUCAUAAAUCACAAACAACCAAUCAGCAAGCAAAAGAAAACUACAAAAUCUGAUUGUAUUUUGGAUCCAACAAUAUCGCAAACAAAACUUGAUUGUUGUAAAAAAUGCGGAGAUACAGACUAUAAAAGAGAAGAUUCGACAUCUAAGCACUCAAAUGAGAAAUUAAGUGACCUUUAUAGUCUUCAAUCGCUGCAUAGAAUUGUUAAUAACAACAAAGCCAGCAAACAUGACUUGAAAAAUGGUAAGCUAAAACAAUAUUAUAGGAAUGAAAACUUUCAAAUGUCGACAGAAUCUAUCCCUGAUAUUUAUAACACGAAGAAAACCUCAUUAGAAACAAUCAAAGAGCAAUCUGAACAAAUGCAGUCCCCAUCUCGGGACUCCAUUUUCAAAAUAUAUACAGACUCCUCUGUGGAAGAAAUGGGCUUUUUUAAUCCAAAUGACACAGAUAAUUUAAAAAAUAUAAAAGAAUUUCGCAGUGACAAUUAUUUUGAGUGUCAUUCAGUCAAAUCAAGAAUUAAUCACAGCAUUGCCAGAAAUGAAAAACAUAAAUGCGUUUAUAGAUUUUAUUUAAAUGACAGGCUAUUCCCUGUGCCUUUUAAUACGGAUUAUAAUGAAAAUAUAAGAUGCAUGGAGUGCAACUUGCCGUUACAAAAUAAAGAGGAUUUUUCUAACAUCAAUGGAAUGAUACAGGCUAAAGUAAAAUUGAAUAAUAAAGUACAGGACACAAUUGUUAUGUUGCCAGUUAAAGAGCCUUUAAUUAUAAAGGAAAAAAAGAAAGAAAAUAAUCAAAAAGAAUUAGAUUCAGUGUACUUUGGUAUUGUUAAACUGAACUUGAAUGGUGAUUCAAUAUUUAAUAAAACGCAACCAGAUGAUUCUCUAGCUCUUAAAUAUCAAAAGGGUUAUAAACAAUAUAGUGAUGAUUUAAAAUAUGAAUAUAAUAAUUGCAAUAAUGAUGAUGAUAUCAUAAUUUAAUUAUU